Nelumbo nucifera (sacred lotus) is the source of this 2238-nucleotide messenger RNA. RefSeq names its product Nucleotide-diphospho-sugar transferases superfamily protein (gene QUA1). Lineage: Eukaryota; Viridiplantae; Streptophyta; Magnoliopsida; Proteales; Nelumbonaceae. Gene Ontology annotation, molecular function: polygalacturonate 4-alpha-galacturonosyltransferase activity. The record is from RefSeq and is a predicted model, not a curated record.
GUCUUUUAAUUAUAGUUGUAGACAGUCUCCAGUCUCUACUGUGACUCUGUGAUCUACCCCCCGAGUUUCGCUCUUGACAACGAGCGAGACUUCGACUGUUAAUGGAUCUCUGAAAUCCCUCUUAAUAGCUUCUUCUUUCGAAUUUCAACCCUAGACAAGGAAAGAUGGCGAACGCAGCGCUUCGGAGCUCUCGAGCAAUCUCAGAGAGAAACAAUGGAGGAGCCGCUCAAAGCUUACUCUUCCCUAACAGGCUCUUCCUCUUUGCCAUUGCCGUCUCAGUAUUUCUCUUCGUUAUUGCCUUUACUUUCUUAUCCUCAACCUCUGAUUCAAGAGCAGAGACUGAUCUGGGCGUCGUGGCUUCUGGUUUUAAUGGCGGCCUAUUUGCUCGGCGAUCCGUCCUUGCUGUCAAAUCCGAUCCACUGAAACCACGCGUGGAUCAGAUUCGGAAGCAGGCCGACGACCACAGAACUCUCGCCCUUGCUUACGCUUCAUUCGCGCGCAAGCUUAAGCUCGAGAACACAAAGCUUGUUAGGGGUUUCGCCGAUCUCGCUCGGAAUUACACGGAUCUCAUGUCCAGGCCGUCCUAUCGGUCUCUUUUUAGCUCUGAUGACGUUUCCAUCGACGAGUCUGUGCUUCGGCAAUUCGAGAAGGAAGUAAAGGAGCGGAUCAAGGUGACGCGGCAGGUGAUUGCCGAGUCCAAGGAGUCCUUCGAUAACCAGCUGAAAAUUCAGAAGCUUAAGGACACGAUUUUUGCUGUCAACGAACACCUCACUAAGGCGAAGAAGCAAGGUGCUUUCUCGAGUUUAAUUGCUGCCAAAUCCAUCCCAAAGAGCUUGCAUUGUGUCACGAUGCGGCUGAUGCAAGAGCGAAUUGAGAAUCCAGAGAAGUAUUCGGAGGAAGGAAAGACGCCUCCUCCGGAACUGGAGGAUGCUAAGCUUUACCACUAUGCAAUUUUUUCCGAUAAUGUGGUCGCUGCGUCUGUUGUGGUUAAUUCGGCGGUGAAGAAUUCGAAAGAGCCGUGGAAGCACGUUUUUCAUGUCGUAACUGACAAGAUGAAUCUUGGGGCAAUGCAAGUCAUGUUCAAGAUGAGACAUUACAAGGGAGCUCACAUAGAGGUGAAAGCAGUGGAAGAUUACAAGUUUUUGAACUCUUCUUACGUUCCAGUGCUCCGGCAGCUUGAAUCUGCAAACUUGCAGAGGUUUUAUUUUGAGAACAAGCUUGAGAACGCUACCAAAGAUACAACAAACAUGAAAUUCAGGAACCCAAAGUAUCUCUCGAUGCUCAAUCACCUGAGAUUUUAUUUACCAGAGAUGUAUCCGAAGUUGCACAGGAUAUUGUUUUUGGAUGACGAUAUCGUUGUUCAGAGGGAUCUUACGGGGUUGUGGAAGAUUGAUAUGGAUGGGAAGGUAAACGGGGCAGUUGAGACCUGUUUUGGAUCGUUCCAUCGUUAUGCCCAGUAUAUGAAUUUCUCGCACCCUUUGAUCAAAGAGAAGUUUAAUCCCAAGGCGUGUGGAUGGGCAUAUGGUAUGAAUUUCUUUGAUCUUGAUGCUUGGAGAAGGGAGAAGUGUACAGAACAGUAUCACUACUGGCAGAAUCUGAAUGAAAAUCGGACCUUGUGGAAAUUGGGGACCUUGCCCCCAGGCUUGAUAACGUUUUAUUCCACAACUAAGCCUCUGGACAAAUCUUGGCACGUACUUGGACUUGGCUAUAAUCCAAGCAUUAGUAUGGAUGAGAUCCGGAAUGCUGCAGUUGUACACUUCAAUGGUAACAUGAAACCAUGGCUUGAUAUUGCCAUGAAUCAGUUCCGGCCGCUUUGGACAAAGUAUGUUGACUAUGAAAAUGAAUUUAUCCAGCAAUGCAAUUUUGGUAUCUAAAGAAAUUCUUCAUGGUUAAAGCCUCCAAUCCUUCCACCUAGAUAAGCAUUACCCACAAGCUUGCAAUUGUUGCACCAAUAGUAGAUUGUCUUAUUCAUGAUGGUAGUUACUAGUAGUUCUCAUCCAAGUGUAGUAUGCUGUAAUAUUCCAUUUGGUUUGAUGCCUCAGAAAAAGCAAAAAGAAUGGUACUUUGCCCAUUUAUGGAACAUAUACAUAGUUGUCCCCACGAAUCUUCGUCUCCAGGUGAUCAGAUCUGUAUUUGUUUCUAAAGAAGCAAUGUAUAUGGAUUUGGUUAUUCCCUAGAACCUUGAAUUUUUAACUAUUUAAUGAAUGGCUUUGAAGAGUGAUCUGCUUUUUUCAUUAA